Molecule: messenger RNA, 977 nt
Organism: Phoenix dactylifera (date palm)
Lineage: Eukaryota; Viridiplantae; Streptophyta; Magnoliopsida; Arecales; Arecaceae
Source: RefSeq, a predicted model, not a curated record
GAAUCUGUUCUAUUAUAGUUAGGAGGAAAGAAUUACUUGCAAGGUCCAGAAGCGAAGUGAGAGAUUUGAUAUCCUCGUUUAUCCUGUUCAUAACUUGGUCAACAAAUCGCACCAUCCUAAUUCCUUUCUUCCCAAAUCAAUCGGAGAGACUCUUUGGAGCCUGGAGUAAUGGCUGACGUGCUUUUCUCAGCCUUGCUACCGGUGGUGAUGGAGAAGGCAACCGAUCAUGUUCUCCAACAGUUUGGAAUGAUGUGGGGCAUCCAUGAGAAGCUAGAAAAGCUGGAAAGAAUGCUGUCGGCAAUCCUGGACAGACUUGGAGAUGCAGAGGAGCGGCAAGUCAAGGAAGCGGGUGUGAAGAGCUGGUUGGCAGCACUGAAGAAUGCAGCCUACGAAGCAGACGACAUACUGGAUGACUUCAAUGUGGAAGCAAAGCGGCGGAAGGCAGAGAUUCAGAUCGACAUGACAAAAAAGGUGCGCAGCUUCUUUUCUCUUGGCAAUCCAGUUUCGUUUCGCCUUAAGAUGGGGCGAGAGUUGCAUGCUAUUGUUGAAAAAAUAGAGAAACUAGUAGAUGAGGGAAAUAAAUUUGGUUUCACGGUCAAAACCCAAGCACAAAAGGACAGGCCACAAACCCACUCCUAUGUGGAUGAAUCAAAGGUCAUUGGCAGGGAGGAAGAUAAAGCAAAAAUAGUGGAGUUGUUACUUGCUCAUGAUAACAACCGGAAUGUUGCAGUCCUUCCCAUAGUUGGGAUGGGGGGUUUGGGUAAGACCACACUGGCCCAAUUGAUUUACAAAGAUGAGACGGUGGAGAAACAUUUCGAGCCACGAAUGUGGGUCUGUGUGUCGGAUGAGUUCGAUGUUAAAAAACUUGCUAAAGAUAUAAUAGCUUCAGCCACAGGGGCUAAGUGCGAGCUAUCAGACAUGGAGUUGUUACAACGCCGCCUUCGAGAAGUUGUAAGUGGGAAGAGGUAGGUACUUGU